UUCAUGCAGCGAUCAGUUUGUUUGGAACUAUCGCAACCGACGGUUCAGUCGAAGGUUGUUCGUGCGUAUCCGCGGUUUGGUACGGGCGCCGUGCGUUUGUGAUCUGAAUAGCAACUGACUUGCUAAUAGCAAUAACAUAUAAUAAGUGCUCGGAGAAAAGAGUGGAGUGCAGUGGGAAUUUCCAGGUUUUCAAAGCAACCUUAGUAAAAACAGAUCGUCGAAGAAAUCGAUUAUCAGUGUUUAGUAUUUAGUGAAACUUAUUCUAGGGAAGAACAAAUAUUUGGAAUGGGGCAUUCUAGAAUGCUCCCGUUCGCGGUUGCUGCAAUAUGUCUGGCGUUUGCAACAACUUGCAGCUGCGAAGGAUUUUAUUCCAUCGUGGCAUCGAAUCUCUUGAGGCCCAACUCCGAGUACCACGUAUCGGUUAGCAAUCUGAACGUACCGGAAACGGUGCAAUUUCGGAUCACGCUAAAUAACACCGAUAGCGCAACUCCUAUCGCCAGCGAGGAAGUCAACCUCAACCAAGGUGAAUCGCGUCUAAUUCCAUUCGCGAUUGGCGAUAUCGCCCAAGCGGAGUACAGCCUGAUCGCCGAAGGGUUAUCUGGGUUCAUUUUCAAAAACGAAUCCAGUCUCACGUUCCAACCUAAAAGCUUUUCGGUGUUUGUCCAGACAGAUAAGGCUAUUUACAAGCCGGGAGAUACCGUCAGGUUCCGCGUGUUGGUGCUCGAUCCCAACACGAAACCCCUGCAGAAGGUGGGCGCGGUGAAGAUUCACAUCACCGAUGGCAAGGCAAACCGCAUAAAGCAGUGGACAGACGCCAAGCUUGUCAAGGGCGUGUUUGAGUCCGAGUUGCCGCUUUCUAGCGCACCCGUGCUGGGACGAUGGUUGAUCAAUGUGGAGGUUUUGGGAACGACAAAAACACAAGAAUUCGAAGUGGACGAAUACGUGCUGCCCAAAUUCGAGGUCAGCGUGGAGUCACCCGGAAUCACAACAUUCAAAGAUGGAUCCGUCAAAGUGAUCGUGCGUGCGAAGUACACCUACGGGAAGCCCGUUAAGGGAGAGGCCACCGUGUCGGCCUAUCCGGAUUUCCGUUUCCACUAUGUUCAGCCGUUUGAGCGUGAUGUGAUUACUAGGAAGACGGUUCCGAUCGACGGCAAAGGUUCGGUGCAGUUUGAUCUGCGAAGCGAAAUAAAGUUGGAAGGUGAUUACACGAGGGAUAUCGUUGUUGAGGCGAUCGUUGAAGAGGAGUUGACGGGGCGAAAGCAAAAUACUACGGCCAAAUUUACUAUUCACGAUAAAAGAUACAAGAUGGAAUUGAUUAAAAACUCAGACAAGUUCAAGCCUGGACUGCCGUACACAGCUUGGCUGAAGGCAUCCUUCCAGGAUGGACGUCCGGUACAGGAUACUACGAACCAGAUUGAAGUAACUCAGGAGUAUGGAUACCCCAACCGAACAAUAACGAAGCGUAACUAUACUUUGGAUGAAAAUGGAAUGGCAAAAUUGGUUGUGAACACUGAAGAUGGACCAAGCUACAUGGAUUUCAAGGCCGUAUACCUAGGAUCGACCUUCUAUCUCGGUGGGAUUUCAAAAGAGAGGGCAACGGGUAAUGCCUAUAUGCGAGCAAAGGUUUUAACCGAAGUGCCUACAAUCAAUAAGGAUCUAACGGUGGAUGUCACUGCUACCGUUCCGAUGAAGUAUUUCAGCUACCAAGUACUUGGACGAGGAGAUGUUAUUGUUGGGGGAACCAUUUCCGUUCCCGAUCGUAAAUCUCACACUUUCCGUUUUCCGGCUAGCUUCGCUAUGGUGCCCAGAGCACGUUUGAUUGUGUACUUCGUACAAGAUGAUGGCGAGCUGAUUAGCGACCGUGUUGACAUUGAGUUUGGAAAUGAACUGCCGAAUUUCCUCAAGGUAUCGCUGUCCAAGACCCAGAGCAAACCCGGUGAGGACAUGGACAUCACGAUCAGCACGAAUCCCGAUUCUUACGUUGGGCUGCUCGGAGUGGAUCAAAGUGUUCUGCUGUUGAAGAGUGGAAACGAUAUCACCGGUAGCAAAGUGUUUGACGAGCUGAAAAUGUACGAACAGCGAAGUUAUGGUUAUGGUCGGAAGAAGCGGUUGGCUACCUGGAGAUUCCAACCAACGUACGAUGAUUUCAGUAAUGUUGGAGCUCUCAUUAUGACAAACGCUAACGAACCACCACCAAACGAUACCUCCUCUCAGCCGCCUCCCAUUACCUAUAAAACACUUAGAGGCCCGGACGGAACCCCGCUGUACACGGUGAUCGAGAAGGAUCCGCGCUCGCUGCCGGUUCACAAGUUCAUAACCAAUACUCGACCACCGUUGGCAGGACCGUACGCUUUCAGCCGUAUUCCGAAGCCCCAUAAGAACACUCCGCGAGUUUUCCUUCCGCGUGAAAUCGCCAACACGUGGUUGUUUGAGAACGCUUACUCCGGUUUUUCCGGUGAGAAGACCAUUUCGAAAAAAGUUCCCGAUACUAUCACAUCUUGGAUUAUCACUGGGUUCUCGGUCAGUCCAGUCCACGGUCUUGGCUUAACCCAGCAACCAAGGAAGCUCAAUGUUUUCCUACCAUUCUUCGUGUCCACUAAUUUACCAUACUCAGUUAAACGGGGGGAAGUUGUAUCGAUUCCGAUUGUUAUUUUCAACUAUAUGGAAUCCGAUCAGAAUGCUGAAGUGACGUUCCACAAUAACGAGCAAGAGUUCCAGUUCGCCGAUGUAGAGAACGAAGUCGAUGAGACCGCAAAGCUGGAACUGUUCCGAAAGAAGAGUGUCGCAAUUCCAGCCAACAGUGGAAAAACGGUAGCGUUCAUGAUCAGACCAACCAAGUUGGGUCCCAUCACGAUCAAGGUAACGGCUGUUACCAAGAUGGCCGGAGACGGUGUCGAGCGUCAGUUGCUUGUCGAGCCGGAGGGUCUACCACAGUACGUUAACAAAGCCCGAUUCGUCGAUCUGCGUGCUUCACCGGAAACUGCGACCAACUUUACGGUUGACGUGCCGAAAAAUGCAGUGCCUGACUCGACCCGGAUUGAAGUCGCCGUGAUUGGUGAUAUCUUGGGAUCUACGAUCCAGAAUCUCGACUCUCUCAUCAGGAUGCCUUACGGUUGUGGGGAACAGAAUAUGUUGAAUUUCGUCCCCAACAUUGUUGUUCUGGAUUACCUGAAAAAUACCAAUCAGUUGACAUCGAAGAUCGAAACGAAGGCAAAGAAAUUCAUGGAGUCCGGCUAUCAGAGAGAAUUGACCUACAAGCAUGACGAUGGAUCGUUCAGUGCAUUCGGAAGUUCUGACAAGAGUGGAAGCACUUGGUUGACAGCUUUCGUUGCGCGGUCGUUCAAACAAGCAGCUAACCACAUUAGCGUUGAUGAGAAUGUGAUCGACCGUGCCCUUGAAUGGCUGGGCAGUAAGCAGGCAGCUAACGGAAGUUUCCCUGAAGUCGGAGUAGUAUCCCAUAAAGAUAUGCAAGGAGGAUCUGGACAAGGAAUUGCGCUGACUGCGUAUACGCUGAUUGCAUUCCUCGAGAACAAAAAUCUUAUUCCGAAGUACAGGAACGUUAUCGACAAAGCGUUGGAUUACAUCGUUAGAAAUACCGAAGGUCUCGAGGAUAACUAUGCAUUGGCUCUUGCCGCGUAUGCUCUGCUGCUUGCCGAACACAGCUCCAAAGACUACAUACUGGCACAGUUGGAUACCAAGGCCACAACGGAGGGAGACACCAAGUGGUGGCAUAAACCGAUCCCGGAAAGUGACAGCAAAAACCCAUGGUACCACAAGCCAAACUCCGUCAACGUGGAGAUGUCAUCCUACGGACUGUUGGCUUUCCUCGAAGCUGAUCUGGACACCGAUGCUCUGCCCAUUAUGAAAUGGUUGAUCGCUCAACGUAACGAAAAAGGUGGUUUCCAGUCCACCCAGGAUACGGUUGUUGGUCUUCAAGCAUUGGCUAAACUUGCUGCGAAGAUUUCAUCAAAGAACAAUGACGUUACGAUCGUGGUUACAUACAACGAAAACCAACAACGGGAAAUGAAGGUCAACGCCGAGAAUAACCUGAUCUUGCAGAAAUUCGAGCUGCCAUCUUCUGCUAAGAAUAUCGAUGUCAAGGCUACUGGUAGUGGCUUCGCCGUGUUUUCGCUAUCGUACAAGUAUAACAUGAAUGUGACCGGAGAGUGGCCACGAUUCGUACUAGACCCGCAGGUUAACAAGAACUCCAACCAGGAUUAUUUGCAUCUGUCGGUUUGCACAAGCUUUGUACCGACAACUGGUCAGAACAGUUCCAAUAUGGCUGUAAUGGAAGUUGGAUUCCCGAGUGGUUUCACCGCCGAUACGGACACUCUGCCAUCUUUGGAGAACAUGGACUACAUCAAGAAAGUGGAACUGAAGGAUGACGACACCAUUGUUGUGCUGUACUUCGACAGCUUGGAUCGCAAUGAACUCUGUCCCACGAUCUCCGCCUUCCGUACACACAAGGUGGCCAAACAAAAGCCAGCUCCCGUUGUAAUUUACGAUUACUACGAUAAUUCUCGUAUCGCCCGUCAAUUCUACGAAGGACCAAAAUCCGGCUUGUGUGAUAUCUGUGAGAAAGAGGACUGUGGUGAUUCUUGUACCAUUCGUUCACAGAAGCAGCGUGCAGCCCGGGACGAGGAUGGCGGCCGCGUAUCGACUAGUGCCGCUGGUAGGUUCGGAGUGGUCGUUGUUUUUCCGUUUGCUGUGGUUGGACUACUGCUGAAGAUGUUCUAUUGAGUGUGUACCUCAUUUAAAGAGUGACUUGCAAUAGUCUUACUGGAAGGAAUGGUCGUUGCGUGUGUGGAAUGCUGAAUGGAAGAGUAUUGCGAUUCAAUCUUUGUAUUGUAUAGUAUAAGAUGUAUUUUAUCCCCAUGAUAAUUCAAUCCACGAAAUAAAGAAAACAUCAGUAUGGGUUAAAUAUA
This is a messenger RNA of Toxorhynchites rutilus septentrionalis, 4925 nucleotides long. Its product is annotated as thioester-containing protein 1 allele R1-like. NCBI's taxonomy places the organism in Eukaryota, Metazoa, Arthropoda, Insecta, Diptera, Culicidae. Gene Ontology annotation, cellular component: extracellular region. Bases 286 to 4740 code for a protein of 1484 amino acids. The record is from RefSeq and is a predicted model, not a curated record. Gene Ontology annotation, molecular function: endopeptidase inhibitor activity. The transcript is spliced from 13 exons.